AUGGAUUGGUACCGCUGGGAAGAGCCAAUUCCCGUUGCCGAUUCCUGGACAGCCCAGGAAGCCCGAAACCUCUUGAACCGUCAAAUUGAUUUUGCGCAAUAUCCAUUCUACUAUCCUGUUACAUGUUCCGACUUCAAUCUCGAUUCUUUUCCCCCAAGUCCCGUCCAACGUUGGGGCUUGAUCCCUGUGAACGUUCUGGUCAAUGAUGAAUUUGUGCGCCGUAAGAUGGAAACUUCGUUCACAGCGGAGCAGUAUGAAGUCCCUGAUGAGAACGAUAGUCUAGCCUGGGGGCAGGAUAUGCAUAAAUUCCUGAAUGAGCAGCGCUCCUUACCCGAGUAG
This is a messenger RNA of Penicillium antarcticum, 339 nucleotides long. RefSeq lists its product as uncharacterized. The record is from RefSeq and is a predicted model, not a curated record. The transcript has a single exon. Bases 1 to 339 code for a protein of 112 amino acids. NCBI's taxonomy places the organism in Eukaryota, Fungi, Ascomycota, Eurotiomycetes, Eurotiales, Aspergillaceae.